This is a messenger RNA of Penicilliopsis zonata CBS 506.65, 849 nucleotides long. RefSeq lists its product as hypothetical. The coding region runs from base 1 to 849 and encodes 282 amino acids. The transcript has 3 exons. Gene Ontology annotation, molecular function: hydrolase activity, acting on carbon-nitrogen (but not peptide) bonds, in linear amides. The record is from RefSeq and is a predicted model, not a curated record. Lineage: Eukaryota; Fungi; Ascomycota; Eurotiomycetes; Eurotiales; Aspergillaceae.
AUGGCUACCCGUGUGGCUGUCAUCCAAUGGCAUAUCAAGAACCUCGACAUGCCCGCCAACCACCAAACGGCAUGCACAUACAUCCGCUCCGCCGCAUCCCAAGGCGCCAAACUUGCCGUUUUACCAGAAUAUCAUCUGAACGGAUGGGAGCCUACCUCCCCCCUGUGGCGCGAGCAAGCGCGAGAAUCACAAAGCUAUCUGACCUCGUACGCCUCUCUCGCCAAGGAACUCAACAUCUGCAUUGUUCCCGGCACGGUGAUCGAAGAACACGUCUCCGAAGAAGGGAAAACGAUAUACUACAACGUAGCGUAUUUCCUAUCCAACACGGGGGCGGUGCUAGGCUCCUAUCGGAAAAAGAACAUCUGGCACCCCGAACGACCGCAUCUGACCUCCUCGUCCGAGGAGAGACAUGUCGCCUUCGACACGCCGAUCGGCAAAGUCGGCCUGCUAAUCUGUUGGGAUCUGGCUUUCCCCGAAGCCUUUCGCGAGCUGAUUGCCGCGGGGGCAGAGAUGGUCAUCGUCCCGACGUACUGGACGCCACUCGAUGCCGGCGAAAACGCUAGAUCGUAUAACCCGGACUGUGAGAAAUUGUUUCUCGAGACAACCCUCACCUCGCGCUGUUUCGAAAACACAUGUGCGGUCAUCUUCGCGAAUGCCGCGGGGCCGCAGGACCGGUUUCUCGGUUUGUCGAGGGUGACGAUGCCCAUCAUAGGCGUGCUGGGGAGUAUGGGUUGCGAAGAAGGGUGUCUUGUUCUCGACAUGGAUAUGGAGCUUGUACGCAUCGCGGAGGAGAAUUACAAGGUUCGGAAAGAUAUCGGUGGCGAUGAAUGGCAUUAUGUGUAUCGCUAG